Messenger RNA from Syngnathus acus (greater pipefish), 2379 nucleotides. RefSeq names its product coactivator-associated arginine methyltransferase 1 (gene carm1). The record is from RefSeq and is a predicted model, not a curated record. Bases 35 to 1891 code for a protein of 618 amino acids. Gene Ontology annotation, molecular function: protein-arginine N-methyltransferase activity. The transcript has 18 exons. Gene Ontology annotation, biological process: peptidyl-arginine methylation. NCBI's taxonomy places the organism in Eukaryota, Metazoa, Chordata, Actinopteri, Syngnathiformes, Syngnathidae.
AGACCUGCCUGACCUGUACACUUUCAGAUUGAAAAUGGCGGUCUCGGUGUUUCCCGGCGUACGGCUGCUGACCAUCGGAGACGCAAAUGGAGAAAUACAGCGACACUCAGAACAGCAACCAUUGCGUUUGGAAGUAAAAACCACACAGGAGACUGCAUUACUCAACCUCUCUAAUGGAGAGGACGCAAGUAUCUUCAAGUGUUCAGUUUCUAAGGAGACGGAAUGCAGCAGAGUGGGGAAGCAGUCGUUCAUUAUCACACUGGGCUGCAACAGUGUCCUAAUUCAGUUCUCCUCACCUGCAGACUUUCAGUCCUUUUAUAACGUCUUGAAGAAUUGUCGGGGUCAUCUUUGUGAGCGGUCAGUCUUCAGUGACAGAACAGAGGAAUCAUCUGCCAUACAGUACUUCCAGUUUUAUGGAUACCUCUCGCAACAACAGAAUAUGAUGCAGGACUACGUGCGCACAGGGACUUACCAACGGGCCAUUUUGCAGAACCACGCCGACUUUGAGGACAAGAUUGUGCUGGAUGUUGGAUGUGGCUCUGGGAUCCUGUCUUUCUUUGCGGCCCAGGCAGGAGCAAAGAAGGUCUAUGCUGUGGAAGCAAGUACAAUGGCUCAGCAUGCUGAGGUGCUGGUUAACAGUAACCAUCUUGGGGACCAUGUAAUUGUCAUACCAGGAAAGGUGGAGGAGGUGACACUCCCUGAACAAGUGGACAUCAUCAUAUCAGAGCCCAUGGGCUAUAUGCUUUUUAAUGAGCGGAUGCUGGAGAGCUACUUGCAUGCCAAGAAGUUCCUUAAACCCAAUGGUAAAAUGUUCCCGACCAUUGGGGAUGUUCACCUGGCACCUUUCACAGAUGAGCAACUAUACAUGGAGCAGUUCACAAAAGCUAAUUUUUGGUACCAGCCCUCUUUCCAUGGUGUAGAUCUCUCUGCGCUGCGGGGUGCAGCAGUGGAUGAGUAUUUCCGCCAGCCAAUUGUGGACACAUUUGAUAUCCGUAUCUUGAUGGCAAAGUCAGUCAAAUACACAGUCAACUUUCUGGAGGCGAAAGAAGAGGAUCUUUACAGGAUAGAGAUCCCCUUUAAGUUCCACAUGAUGCACUCGGGCCUUGUACACGGUCUGGCUUUCUGGUUUGACGUGGCAUUCAUGGGAUCAGUGACGACAGUGUGGCUGUCCACUGCACCUACAGAACCUCUUACUCACUGGUAUCAGGUACGCUGUUUGCUGCAGUCUCCUUUAUUCACAAAGGCUGGGGAUACACUGUCUGGGACUGCACUACUAGUGGCCAACAAAAGACAAAGUUAUGACAUCAGUAUUGCUGCCCAGGUGGACCAGACUGGAUCAAAGUCCAGCAACCUCUUGGAUUUAAAGAACCCAUUUUUUAGGUACACGGGUACCACCCCAAAUCCACCUCCUGGGUCGCAUUACACCUCCCCCUCUGAGAAUAUUUGGAAUACAGGAAUAUCCUACAGCAUGAGUCAAGGAAUGCCUGCAGCUUAUGACCUUAGUACAGUCAUUGGCAGUGGCUCAUCAGUCUCUCACAACAACCUUAUUCCUCUAGAGCAGAGGAAGCAGUUUUCAGUGGACCCAGGAUUCUCACUAGAUCUACAACAACAACAAUGUCUUAACAUGGUACAGCCCAAGUUUGAAGUCAAUCGGGUGAACCAGCUAGGACAAGGGUACAAAGUGAACACAGGUAUUGUGAACCACACCCACUCCAGGAUGGGCUCCAUCAUGAGCACAGGAAUUGUCCAGGGGGCUGCAGCAGGCCAAUCAGGUCCCAGUAGCAGUGGUACUUACUAUCCAGUCACCAACCAGUUUACCAUGGGGGGUGCUGCUAUUUCUAUGGCUUCGCCCAUGGUCAUCCCCAGCAACACAAUGCAUUAUGGCAGUUAAGAUGAAGACUUUGCAAAGACCCCUUUAACUUGCCCCACUCUGCAUGACGGACUUCCCAGUACAAAAAAAAAAAAGAAAAGAAAAAACUGCCGCUGCCUCUUCUGAAUUCUAACCGACCCAUGGACUACAGCCGAUACCAAAACCAGUGCUCUUCUGGCACUUUGUUCAACAUCUUCAUUCUGUUACUGUCUGUCCGUUAUUGUACAUCACACUUUUAUCCGUCCAAGCUAAUUUUAAAAUAUAGAUUCCCAAGGCCCUUGCACACCAAUGAAUUGCUGAGCUGCAGCAAGUCUUGUCACCUCCGACUCUUUAUUUCUCUUUAUUUUUAUUUUUUUUAUUAAUGUCAUGAAUUUUUUGUUUCUCAUGUUAUCAAAAGAAAGCUCUACACCAGCUGCCAGAUGGAGUCGUACUCCCAGUUCUUCAUAACAUCAUGAUCAAUGCUUUCUUUCUUUUUUUGGGGGGAGGGGGUUGCUCUUUACAUCAUGUCA